Messenger RNA from Aplysia californica (California sea hare), 1945 nucleotides. RefSeq names its product cytochrome b5. Gene Ontology annotation, molecular function: heme binding. NCBI's taxonomy places the organism in Eukaryota, Metazoa, Mollusca, Gastropoda, Aplysiida, Aplysiidae. Gene Ontology annotation, cellular component: membrane; intracellular membrane-bounded organelle. The coding region runs from base 174 to 575 and encodes 133 amino acids. The record is from RefSeq and is a predicted model, not a curated record. The transcript has 6 exons.
UACCCAUAAGGCCUUGUGGAGACGAGGAAGCACGGAGCAGUAGCAGACAGCCAUCAGGUCAGCACUCGGCACUCGCCCGCAUUCGCCUAUUGGGUCUCUGUGUGUCACCUGAGCGAGGAGCUACUUGGUCGGAAAACUGUGGCGAGCAGACUCUAAAUUCUAUUUCAGCAACCAUGGCCGCAGAAAAAAAGGAGUUUAGGUUGUCGGAAGUGAAAGCUCACAACGACGCCAAAUCAACGUACCUUGUCAUUCACAACAAAGUCUACGAUGUAACACGUUUCCUUGAAGAGCAUCCAGGUGGAGAAGAAGUUUUAUUAGAACAGGCUGGUGGGGAUUCUACAGAAGCUUUCGAGGAUGUUGGCCACUCGACAGACGCACGUGAUCUCAUGAAGGAUUACUAUGUAGGGGAAGUACAUCCAGAUGACAGAUCUACCAAAUCGUAUGCUACUAACACAGGACCCACUUCCUACGAUUCGGCCUCAUCAAGCUCAUCAUGGACGGGCUGGCUCCUCCCAGUGGGCGUGGCUUUGGCUGCUGCAUUUGCCUACCGCUACAUCUCGUCACAGUCGGCCUAGGGAGGCUGAGGACCGGCGUGUAGCUCUGUGUCUUGUGCUGUCUGUGUUUGUGGACUCCGGAGAGGCCUCGGCUGUUUCUGCCGUGCUCAUGUAGCUCACGCGACUGUGACAACAGACGACCGCCGUGGUGCUUUGUUUGCUCAUACAGGAGAGACGGGUGACAGUAUUCCCAGCAGCUCAGUAACAUCGGGACCUUGGCUGAAACAGAUUUCUUUUCCACCCUGUUCCUGUACUAAAUUUGACGUAUUAUUUUUAAGAUUUUUGCUACAUUUUUUAAAAGGUGCUUUCUCCUUUCAAAUUUUUCUGGCAAAAGAUAAAUACUACCUUUCCCACUCCCCAUCCUGCCUCAAUAGUUAAACGCCUUUGAUGUGAGUAAGGUUUCAAAGUGUAGAUUUUUGUGAAGAUGCUUUCUUUAUUGAUACUGGGUAGAUUUUUUUUUUCUCUUUGUAUUUUAAAAAAAAGAAAGUUAGACUAGUUGAAAGCACAGUUCUUCUCGUGCGACUGAACAUUGGCAUGGGUUGUCUGCUGACCAUUUUGUACCCUGUAGGAAAGGUAUUUGUCUUACAGAGUCUCCCACUUCCUUGUGUAUGUUCCUAGCUGUGUCUGUUCAUCGAAUUGAUCCAUAAUAUUAUUUAUGCAGUUGAGGAAUUUUGUUAUAUCCUUGCAAAUAGCUUUUUUUUUUUGUAGUAGACGAGCUGUGGCGUCCCUGUGUGUGUUUUUUCUGUUCUUGCGCUGCCAGUGUGGGCAGUGACCUCUGGCAAGGUCGUGCAAUGGUUGCCUAUCGCCAUGGUUUCGUGCGUUGUGUCUUAGUCACUUUGUAAGUGGAUGUUUCUGUCGCACACUUGUCCUCUCGCUGCACUUGAUGUAGUCAAGGGAAUCAAAGACAAUGUUGAUAUGGUUGUUAUUGUUACAUGUUGCUUGCUUCGUGUUUGCUCUCUCUCUCUCUCUCUCUCUCUCUCUCUCUCUUUUUUUUGGUCUUUUAAUAUAUUUUUAACCUUCUUCAACCAGGGGUAAUAACUUUGAUAUGGAGAGGCUGUAAGUUGCAUGCACUGUUCUGUAUCCCUUUUGUUUAGUUGUUGUUAUUUUUUUGUAGUGCUGGAUUUUUUAAUGUCUUUGUUUCCUCUUGAUGUAUGAAAAAUUUGUUGGCUGAGUGUUGUGUUAGUAACGCAGUGAGAGGAUGGGAUGAGAGGAGUGUCUGCCCCCUGUCCCAGAUGUCCUGUUUGAUUCAAGGGAACAAUGCCCUGUGCUGUCUUAUUCUUAUUGAUACUUUUAUCUUUCUUUCUCGUUUUUAUCUUUUGUUUAUCAACAAUACUGGACCCAAAUGUGAAUGGAGAUGACAGAACUGAGAAAUAAAAAGAAGUGACUUUCUA